Molecule: messenger RNA, 1497 nt
Organism: Rotaria sp. Silwood1
Lineage: Eukaryota; Metazoa; Rotifera; Eurotatoria; Philodinida; Philodinidae
Source: the annotation of a GenBank genome assembly
AUGUUUCCAACUCCUGAUCUAUCUCAUUUUACUCGAAAUGAUUAUAAUCAAAUCUAUGAACCAGAUGCUGAUUCAUUUCUUCUUCUUGAUGCUUUAGAAUUAAAACUAAAUGAAAUUCUUGAACGAAAACCUUUUAUUGUACUCGAAUUUGGUUCCGGUUCAGGUUUAGCAACAACAUUUGUUGCUAAACAUUUUUGUUUAACAUCAUGUCUUUUUUUUGCUAUUGAUAUUAAUCCAUAUGCAUGCUAUUCAACUAAAAGAACAUUUCAACAAAAUAAUGUUCAUAAGAAACAUUGUUUAAAUAUAAUACAAUGUAAUUUAGCUGAUCCUUUAAUUGAUCGUUUAUCAUCAAAAGUUGAUUUAAUACUUUUUAAUCCACCUUAUGUACCAACAGAAACAUCUGAUGUUAAAGAAGUUAUUGAAAGAACCUAUGCAGGUGGUAAACAAGGUAUUGAAGUUAUAGAAAAAGCUAUUGAACAAGCAAGUCGAUUACUUUCUUCUAAAGGUUUAUUUUAUAUGGUAGGACUUGAAGAAAAUAAUUUUGAUAAAUUAAAAGAAUUAGCUAAUCAAAUGAAUGAUUCAUUAUUUUCUCGAGUUUUAUCAACUAUUCAAUAUCAUCAAUUUAUAGCUGGUCUUUUUGGUGGAAUUAUUUCAUCGAUUGUACUUCAUCCAUUUGAUCUAAUUAAAAUACGAUUUCAAGUAACUGAAUCGAAAUCAAAUAAAAAUGAUCGACCAUUACCAUAUAGACCAUAUUAUAAAAAUUUCUUUGAUGCAUUGCGAUCAAUCUAUCGUGAGAAAGGUCUGCAAGGUUUAUAUGAAGGUGUAACUCCAAAUGUUGUUGGUAAUGGAAUAUCUUGGGGUCUUUAUUUAUUUAUAUAUAAUACAAUUAUUGUUUUAAAUAAUGAUCAAGAUAAGAUGAAAAAUUUAACAUUUUAUUAUCGUGUAAUUUAUUCUACAGCAGCUGGUUUAUUAACAAUUAUAUUAACAAAUCCCAUAUGGGUUAUAAAAACACGUAUGUGUUUACAAUAUUCAAAAAAUAAAUCAGCUGUUACAUAUAAUAGCAUGUUUGAUGCAUUUCGAAAAACUUAUCAAGCAGAAGGAAUAAAAGCAUUUUAUAAAGGUCUUACACCUGGUUUAGUUGGUAUACUUCAUGGUACAAUACAAUUUUCAUCUUAUGAACAAAUGAAAAGUUUUUAUACGCAUGCAUUUCAAACAACAUAUUUUCCUACGCUUAUUAUUUUAAUAUUUUCUGCUUUAUCAAAAUUUAUUGCUGCUACAUCAACAUAUCCAACACAAGUUGUACGUACACGUUUACAAGAUCAACAUCAACAUUAUGAUGGUGUUAUAGAUGUUAUUAAGAAAACAUAUGAACAAGAGGGUAUUAGUGGAUUUUUUAAAGGUGUAGUACCAGCACUUUAUCGUGUUAUACCAGCUAGUUGUAUAACAUUUGUUUCCUAUGAAUUUAUUCUACACCAAUUAAAACGUGGAAUUAUUUGA